Molecule: messenger RNA, 438 nt
Organism: Clonostachys rhizophaga
Lineage: Eukaryota; Fungi; Ascomycota; Sordariomycetes; Hypocreales; Bionectriaceae
Source: the annotation of a GenBank genome assembly
AUGGGUGGCCUCCCAAGCCCUGAAGAUGUCCGCCAACUUCUGGGCCCGCCCAAGCAGACCGCCCUACUGUUCAACAACGUCAACCAAGCGGUGAACCCGGCGGUGCAAUCAGUCCCGGAGUCGGAGAAGGAACGGGCCCUCCAGAAGAAUUGGCCCAUGUUUCCUCGUGGGCCACUGAGGGGCUACCUGGAUGGGUUUGUGCGGAUGCACAAUCGACCCCCGGGCAUCGAGGGUCUUAGACUUGUGGGUGGUAGAUCCAUCUAUUUUUGCCCAUUCUUAUACAUCGAACUGGGAGGUUUCGGCCACUCAAGUCUCGGUAAAGUGUCGGUUGAUGAUCUGGUGGUUGUCUUUAUUCUUCUUCUUGAGAGGGAGUAUUGCUUACUUUUCAGAGUCGCUAGAAAGCUGCUGCAACUUAUCCAAGACUGGCAAAAGCGUGCA